UCAACUGAAAACCCUAGAUUUUGGUGACAUUCAAAAUGGUGAGGGAGGAGCAACCCAACAAGCUGCGAUGGGGGGAGCUAGACGAGGACGACGGCGAGGAUUUGGAUUUCCUGCUGCCACCUAAACAGGUUAUCGGUCCCGACGAGAGCGGGAUUAAGAAGGUCAUCGAAUACAAGUUCACCGAUGAUGGAAACAAGGUUAAGGUUACCACCACCACGCGCAUCCGCAAGCUCGCCAACGCCCGCCUCAGCAAGCGCGCCGUCGAGCGCCGAUCCUGGCCUAAGUUCGGCGAUGCCGUGCACGAGGACGUCGGCAGCCGCCUCACUAUGGUGUCUACGGAGGAGAUCCUCCUUGAACGCCCCCGUGCUCCUGGUACAAAAUCAGAGGAAGCUAAGUCAUCUGGCGAUGCUCUAGCUCAAAUAAGUAAAGGAGGUGCUGUGCUCAUGGUAUGUAGGACUUGUGGGAAGAAGGGUGACCAUUGGACCUCUAGAUGUCCUUACAAGGAUCUUGCUCAACCAAGUGAGACCUUUGUUGAUAAGCCGCCAACUGAAACUAAUCCUGCAACAGGUAGUACAAAGGGCGCUUACGUUCCUCCUAGCAUGAGAGGCGGUGUGCCUGAGAGUCGCGGUACUGACAUGCGGCGUAGAAAUGAGGAAAACUCAGUCAGGGUUACCAACCUAUCUGAAGACACAAGAGAGCCCGACUUGCUUGAGCUUUUCCGUCCUUUUGGUUCAGUGAGCCGAGUUUAUGUUGCUAUUGAUCAGAAGACUGGGACAAGCAGAGGUUUUGGUUUUGUCAAUUUUGUCAACAGAGAAGACGCUGAGAGGGCCAUCAACAAGCUUAAUGGGUAUGGAUACGACAAUCUCAUCCUAAGAGUUGAAUGGGCUGCUCCUCGGGCGAACUAGUUAUUGGAACGCAUAAAAAGUGCAUAUGCAUUCUUGGUCAUUGAGGGAGACUAGUGGGAGAAGAUGGCAACAUUCGAUUUUGUCUGCACCAGGUCGUGUGAUGGUUUAUUGAUUACAUUCAACAAGUAUAAAUUUGGAGUUUUUAUCAGUUAUAUUCAACUAGCAUGUGGAAGAGGGCUUAUCUUCUUACACAAUCAGUUUUUACCAAGUAAUUUUAUGACUGGAAAUGCUAUUGUCGUAUGUUGUA
Salvia hispanica is the source of this 1152-nucleotide messenger RNA. RefSeq lists its product as uncharacterized. Gene Ontology annotation, cellular component: cytoplasm; eukaryotic translation initiation factor 3 complex. Gene Ontology annotation, molecular function: translation initiation factor activity; RNA binding. The record is from RefSeq and is a predicted model, not a curated record. NCBI's taxonomy places the organism in Eukaryota, Viridiplantae, Streptophyta, Magnoliopsida, Lamiales, Lamiaceae.